CCGCUCCGUGCGCCGGCCGGCGGUAGGCGGCGAUCGCGGCCGGGGCGGGGUCUCCAGCCGGCCGCGAGGAGCCGCGCCAUGGCCGCUGCCGCCCGCUGGUGCUACCGGGGGGAGCCCCAGAGCGCCCCGCUCGUUCAAUUUUCAAAUGGAAAACUGCAGAAUUCUGAAAACAUGGAUUUUACUUUAUACAAAAGCAAAGACACGACUAAUCCCAGAAAGAAACACCAAAGAAUCUUGACUUUGGAGACAGACAGGCUUUCUUAUGUGGGAAAAAACUUCGGCUCAGGAGUCUUGAAAUGUAACUCCCUCUGCAGGUACUUUGUCGGUGUGUUAGAUAAGGAUGCUGGACAAAUGGAAGUCUAUAAUGCUGAAUUAUUCAACAUGCAGCCAUUGUUGUCAGAUGAUUUAAUAGAUGACAACCCAUCAGAUUAUCAGAAUAAAUCCUACAGAGAAAAGGUGGAUUCGUGUAUUGAAGCCUUCGGCACCAACAAGCAGAAGCGAGCCCUGAACUCUCGAAGGAUGCACCAAGUUGGCAGUGAGACUUUAAAUGUGGCUGUGACAAAAGCAGCAGAAAACAUCAUAGAGACAAAAGGUGUUGCUGCUUUAGUCAGUGACGCCGCUCAGGAUGACAUGCAAGAUGUCUCCCUCUUCCUACCUCCCUGCCAGGAAGAUGCUGACAGACCAGAGAACAUCUACAGGUUUGAGGACAUCCUCUCCCCUGCUGAAUAUGAAGCGCUGCAGACUCCAGCUGCAGCUUUCGUUAGCAUUACUCCUGAGGCGAUCCUUAAGAAGACAGAAGAGAAAAGCCAUUGCUCCUUCGUUCUAGAAGAACUGAAGUCCAUGCCUCCAAGUGAGGACAGCUCGGACCAUAAGGCACGGUGCCUGUGGUUUCUGGAUGUCCUCAUCAAGUUCAGUUUCCAGAAAGUGAUUAAGAAGAAACAUGCAAUGGGCCCCGACUGUCCACACAUCAUUAACAGCAAACUCAUGAAAAACUUCACAGCCCUGACGUACAACAAUGGCAGUAUCCAGAAUUUAAUCUCUGCUUCGAUGAAAGCUAAAAUUACAGCCUACGUCAUAGCCUUAGCCUUGCACAUUAACAACUUCCAAACAGACUUGACUGUGCUACAGAGGGACAUGAAACUCCGUGAGAACAGAAUACUGGAGAUCGCUAAAGCCAUGAGGCUGAAGAUCUCCAAAAGGAAGGGGCCGUCAGGACUCGCGGACGAUGAAGACCACAAGUUAGCCACCCUCUCUCUGCCCUUACCUGUGUACAAGCCAUCAGGGAGCCAGCGGAAGCGCAAGAAGAUGAAAUAAAGGAAUACUGUGCACAUCUCACUGAGGAGAACGCAGGCUGAACGGACAGGGCAGGAGCCUCUGCAAGAACAAAGCUGAUGCCGGUUUCCUGAUCCCACUUGAAAUCUGAGCUCCUAGAAGGGCUGUUUUGCCAGACAGUGGAACUGGACACGGCUGAUAAUAAUGGGUUUGGCUGACGUUCAUCUCUGUAAUCGGUCCUUUUUGAAAAUAAACCAAAACCCUCUCCUGCUUUCUA
This is a messenger RNA of Dermochelys coriacea (leatherback sea turtle), 1549 nucleotides long. RefSeq names its product RNA polymerase I subunit E (gene POLR1E). Gene Ontology annotation, molecular function: DNA binding. Lineage: Eukaryota; Metazoa; Chordata; Testudines; Dermochelyidae. Gene Ontology annotation, cellular component: RNA polymerase I complex. Gene Ontology annotation, biological process: transcription elongation by RNA polymerase I; RNA polymerase I preinitiation complex assembly; nucleolar large rRNA transcription by RNA polymerase I. The record is from RefSeq and is a predicted model, not a curated record. Bases 79 to 1314 code for a protein of 411 amino acids. The transcript is spliced from 12 exons.